Coregonus clupeaformis (lake whitefish) is the source of this 3253-nucleotide messenger RNA. RefSeq names its product platelet endothelial cell adhesion molecule. The record is from RefSeq and is a predicted model, not a curated record. Gene Ontology annotation, biological process: cell surface receptor signaling pathway. The transcript has 13 exons. Gene Ontology annotation, molecular function: transmembrane signaling receptor activity. The coding region runs from base 87 to 2300 and encodes 737 amino acids. NCBI's taxonomy places the organism in Eukaryota, Metazoa, Chordata, Actinopteri, Salmoniformes, Salmonidae.
AGUCUUCCCCUUCUUCCCCUGUCCCUAUGUGAGCGCCUGCCACUCUUGCUCCGGGCUGUGGUGCUGUAGCAGUGUCAUCACUCAGGAUGGACUCCCCACCACUCUACCUGCCUCUGCUAAUGCUGACCAGCCUGCUCAGCCUCUGGCAAGGGGCAGAAGCUCAGUCAUUAUUCACCAUAGACAGUGUGACGCUCAAACUGGACCCCAGUGGCGAGGUAGACAGUGGGACCUUCGUGGACCUGAACUGUGAGGUCAGCAUCAGCCAUGACCAGUCCCACACCCUGACAUACAGCUUCAACUUCCUGCGAGACGAUGUCCUGGUCUACUCCAAAAACACCACCGAACCUGCGGUCCUUCACCAGCUCACCCCGGCCAGGGCUGCCAACUCUGGCGCUUACGAGUGCCGGGUCAUAGUUCAGGACAAGAGCAAAGGCAGCAGGAACCAGAGACUCACCGUCUCAGGCUUACAGACGCCUGUGCUGCAGGUGACCUCCCAGAUCCUGUUUGAGGGGGAUGAGCUGGCAGCUACCUGCACAGCCCCAGAGGAGUCUGGCUCCCUGCUCUUCCACUUCUACCAGGACCAGGAGAAGAUCAAGCAGGUGUGGGCCGGUGGGAACUCAGUGGAGACCAGGCUGGAGCUGAAGCAUGCUGGGGACAAACACCUGCGCUGUUACUUUGAAAUCACCAUGCUGCCCAACGCUGGGAGGUCCAACAACAGCAACACUGUCAAGGUCAUGGUCAAAGAACUGUUCAUCACACCCAUCAUGAACAUUCUUCCUGGUAAAGAUGUGAUUGAGGGUGACAUUGUCGAAGUUUGUCUGUCAAGUGGUGAACCCCCACCCAAUGUGGCGGUCUUCCUGACCAAGGACAAGAGGGUGCUUAAGACAGCCUCCAUUAGUCUCAGUCAUCAGCUCAGAGUGCUGGCAGAGGACUCUGGGGAGUAUGUGUGCAAGGCGGACAGAGGCAACGUGCAGAAAGAAGCCUAUGAAAGCAUCAAAGUCAAAGAGUUGUUUUCCAAGCCAGUCCUGGUGAUGGAGCCCAGAGAGGUGUUUGAGGGAGAGCUCUUCACACUGAACUGCUAUACUGACCACAAUUCCCCUGAAAUAAUCAACAUUUGGGACAUGAAGUACUCCCUGUACAGGAACCAGGUCCUACUGACAUCAGGAGGGAACUACAGUGCCACAGCACACCCCUCACUUAAUGGAAAUUACUCCUGCCAGGCCCAAGCCCAAAAUAUCUUCAAAAACAGCACACAGAUUGUCCUCAAGGCAAAAGUGCCUGUGUCAGUCCCUCUUCUGAGCGUGGUAGGGGGCAGGUUGAUCCUGGGCAAGCCCUUCCAGCUCCAGUGUCAGAGUGACAAUGGUAGUCUGCCCAUCACCUACACCCUGCUGAGCCCCCACAGACAGGCUGAGUUCAGUGUGGUCCGCAGUCCCAAGGAUCUGGCCCUCUUCAACAUCACCUCCAUCCACAGGAGCACUGACAUCCACAGCUUCUCCUGCAAGGCAGAGAACAACCCCCGUCAGCCCCACAGGGAGAGCUCAGGAGAGCACCUCCGACGCACUGCCACCAUCAUAGAGCCAGUCUCCAGGCCAGUACUGACCGUGAAACCCAACAUGGGGGACGUGGCUGAGGGGGAGGACCUGACCCUAACCUGCACUGUCCAGCGGGGCACGCCCCCCAUCACCUACACAUGGUAUCACACAACGAGUGCCCUGCCCCUGCUGUCCAAGACCACCAAUGACAUGCGAGGAUCCCACUCGGUUCAAGGUGUCAGUCGAGAGCAUGGAGGCAGAUACUACUGCGUCACCAACAACCCAUCCAACGACAGCAAGAGCAGUGCCAUGGUCACUGUUGGAGUGAAGUUGGCUGGCUGGAAGAAGGGGCUGAUCGCAGCGUUCUGCAUCCUGCUCACAGUGUCUCUCAUCAUCAUCAUCAUCAUCAUCGUUAAGAAAGGCCUUCUUCCAUUCAGAAAAAAGAGAACAGUGGAACUGUCAGUGAAGCCAACAAGCACUAAAACAGACGAGACUCUGAGACUAACCCAUGGAGAAGUCAAUGAGGCUGCCAAUGUCACUCCUGGGGUCAUGGGAAGGAGCGUCUGGAGUGAUCAUGUCUCAGGCUCAGAGUCUGACGACCAGACCAGCAAGGGAACUUCUGAGGUACCUGAGCCACAAUACACUGAGGUCCAUCCCCAGGAGGUAGACCCCACCAGAGCUCCCGUGAAGAAAGGCACAGACAUGGUGUACAGCGAAGUGCGGAACUCGAUGCAAGGUAAGACUAAUAUCCUGUUCAAUGUUCACUAAAGCCCUCUUUACACUAAGAAACAGCAAAUGAGAUGGGCUUCUUCUCUGGGGUUUGAGAAAUGUGCCAUUCAGGAAACCAGGCCAGGCCUAACUCUAAACAUCUGCAUUGUUAGUGAGAGAGGGUGCCGUUAAGCCGGCAGUUUAGCCAGCUGUCCACUUCCUGCUCUCGUCAAAGGGAACUUCCUGUUAUUACAAUCCAACCCAAACACAGGGUCCAUCUGUCAAGCGGAGUCAGAGGACUGCUCCAUUGUUAACUCCUGAAAUAAGAACCCCCACCCGCCAUCCAUUUUGUCCAUUGUUGAGUAAUUGACCUAAUCCUUGGAAAUGUACAUGGUAUGUGUGUCAAACAAUGUUGCAGCACAGGGGAAGAGGAAACAAUCAUGGGCUUUGGCCUGCUUCUAUAUUGUCAAACAAUGGGCUUGUUGGCAGGGAAACUGACUGGUAACACACACACAUAAGUGGUUGUAAUUGGAUAAGCCCAAGGCGGUCAGUCUUGAGGAGAGGUGGAGGCUCUGGGUGAAUGGUGUUGUUUUGGGGAGUGGUGGUGAAGACGUAGAUCUUCUCUAAUCACUGAAUGCCUUCAUUUCCUGAGCUUGUCUCCUGCUCUUGUUUUUGCUGGUGAGUCAGAGUCCGAACAAGCUGACGGCGUAAGUAGAGCAAUUUGCUAACAAAUACACUCACGCACAUAUUGUUUUACAUACAGUACAUAGACCUUAUGACUUUGUUUUGUCUUAGAGGGACCCCUUAUGGUGAAAAUAAGACAACACAGAAGGAGGAAACCGCUAGAAUACACAGAAACUGUAGAAACAGACACUGGUUUCUUCUUGUAUUUUUAUUUUUAUUUUGUCUAUUUCUGCAAGGCUCAGUUGAAUAUGCCCAGCUAAACCACAAUGACCAUGAGUCAGAAGAACCAGACCAAGAACCAGAGCCUGAACCAGAGCCAGAGCCAGAAC